AUGGCGUCGUCAACCCCAUAUCUAGACGCCCUACGGCGCGACGGAUUCGUCAAGGUCCCACAGCUCCUGCCACCACACGUCCUCCUGGCCAUGAAGGCAUGUUGCAAGUACACCACCGAGCGUGCCAGGAACGGCAAAUGGCCCUACGUGCGCACUGUGCCCAAGCAAUACCCGCCGUGGCAACACUGGAAACCGGGCGACAACAUCUGGGGCGUGCAGCAUCUACUCCACCCAGACAUGAACGUCCGCGACACGUUUGCCGAGGUCUACUUCUGCGACCAGGUCCUCGACGUGGUCAAAGAGCUCGUUGGGCUCAAGGACGAUCCCGCGGGGGACGAUAAGCUCGUGAUGGAGCUGUUCAAUCUGCUGGUCAGCCCGGCCGACCAGGUAGACUUUGAGCUUUGCUGGCAUCGAGACGAUAUUCGACCCGACGUAGAUCCCGAGGAAGAAGAGCGACAGCUCAAGGAGAAAAGCCCCGACGGUCAACAGUUGCACGCGCAGUAUAACAUUGCGCUUUUUGAAGAUGCAUCUCUUAUUGUGGUACCUGGUAGUCAUCGACGGAUAAGAACCAAGACCGAGAGGGAGGCCGCUCCAUAUGAGCCAAAUCUACCAGGACAACUCCUAGUUGAAUUGCAGCCUGGAGAUGGCGUCUUUUACGACAGCAACAUCCUCCACCGAGGUUCCUACAAGGGCAUCGAUGUGUCCAAGGAGCUGGGCCGGAUGACACUGCACGGAUCCGUGGGAUUGGCUGGACACGGAACCGAGCGUGCGCGACAAGUCCUACAGCACGCAGUGGGGGACUGGGUUGACAGAGCGCACUUCCCGAUGGAGGGGCCAAAGGGUGAGAGAGCGGAAGCCAUGCGGAAAAGAUUGGUGGAGAUGGGUAGUGGGAAGGAUCUCGGAUAUUCCCUCGUGGGAUGA
This is a messenger RNA of Fonsecaea pedrosoi CBS 271.37, 921 nucleotides long. RefSeq lists its product as uncharacterized. Bases 1 to 921 code for a protein of 306 amino acids. Lineage: Eukaryota; Fungi; Ascomycota; Eurotiomycetes; Chaetothyriales; Herpotrichiellaceae. The record is from RefSeq and is a predicted model, not a curated record. The transcript has a single exon.